Messenger RNA from Phanerochaete carnosa HHB-10118-sp, 393 nucleotides. RefSeq lists its product as uncharacterized. The annotation marks the transcript as partial. The record is from RefSeq and is a predicted model, not a curated record. The transcript is spliced from 2 exons. NCBI's taxonomy places the organism in Eukaryota, Fungi, Basidiomycota, Agaricomycetes, Polyporales, Phanerochaetaceae.
UGGGCAGGGAUCGAGGACCACCUCAUGACAAAUGACAUCGGAGAGAUGGAAGACUAUGCUGACGACAUCGAUACUCUACUCGUAUUUGCCGGUCUGUUCUCGGCCAUCCUAACCGCAUUCCUUGUCGAGACAUAUCCCAUGCUCCAAGCCGACAACACAGAUACGACUAAUCAACUCCUCGCCAUCAGCGUGGCUACCCAGCUGCGCACUGCUGGGACCGUCGUCGCCGACACCCUCAAUCAGACCCUCACCACAUUCUCUGACACUCUCACCACUCCAUUCUCCCCUUCUACCGCUUCUCGCUGGAUCAACGCCCUGUUCUUCCUCAGUCUCAUCUUCGGCCUCGCAGCUGCACUGUUCAGUAUCCUGGCCAAGCAGUGGAUCCGCGAGUAC